AUGGUAAAAUUCUUCUUGGCUGUUGUUUUAACAGCUUUCCUUGCUACAAAUGUUAACGGAGUAAAUUACACCGUUCAAGUUGGCGUUGAUGAUACACUUGCUUUCUCUCCAGACAGAUUUGAUGCAAAUGUUGGAGAUAGUGUUGUUUUCUAUUGGGUUUCACAAAAAGCAAAACAUAGUGUAAUUGAAGCCGAUCGAGAGGCAACGUGUAUGAAAUCCAAUAAACCACUUGCUUUCAAAUCAGAAACGUACACAGGUUAUAUGGAAGCCCCUCCAAAAGCCGUGUGGCAAUUAGAUACGGUCGGUCCAUUAUACUAUUAUUGCGAUGUUGGAACACAUUGUUCUGAAGCCAGUAUGUACGGUGUGAUCAAGGUUCUUGAAGUGGGAGAAACGCCUCAAGUACCUGGUUAUACUAAACUUCCAGCACCCAAACCAACAACUACUGCUGGAGCCAAAACAGGCAAGAAAACUAAAGCUGCGGCUGCUGAUGAACCGUCAAGCGCAAAUGUUGACAAACAAGUAUCAUUUGCUGUUAUGUGUAGCGCUUUGAUACCUUUAGCUGUAAAUUUAAUAUAA
Molecule: messenger RNA, 576 nt
Organism: Funneliformis geosporum
Lineage: Eukaryota; Fungi; Glomeromycota; Glomeromycetes; Glomerales; Glomeraceae
Source: the annotation of a GenBank genome assembly